This is a messenger RNA of Halteromyces radiatus, 468 nucleotides long. RefSeq lists its product as uncharacterized. The transcript is spliced from 2 exons. Bases 1 to 468 code for a protein of 155 amino acids. Lineage: Eukaryota; Fungi; Mucoromycota; Mucoromycetes; Mucorales; Cunninghamellaceae. The record is from RefSeq and is a predicted model, not a curated record.
AUGGGAGUAGCAUCUAGAGUCCAAGGUAGCACCAGGAGACAGCCAGGAGAUACAAAUCAAGGUUGCUCUCAAUCUAAGAAGUACAAUAUAAUAAGCGUAGCUACUAAGGAAUUUCUACAAGCACCUGGGACACCUAAUGGACCAUUAACAUUAGGAAAAACUGCGGGUAUAUGGACAAUUGACCUUCCACCUGACCCUAAUAAGGCUGUUGAGUCUACAAUUUAUAGUGAACAAGGGGAAGCUUACGCGGGUGUGAAUGAAGUAAAACAAGGCGAGGAAAUAAUGGCUCUCGCCCGUCAUUAUGAUUUCGCUAUAGCUCCAACAGCAGCAGGGUUUUACUUUAUCAACCCACUGUACUCAGAGUUAUAUUGGGUUUCUAAUGCCACUAUUUCCCCCGACAUCAAGCUCAUCCCUAAAUCUGAUAUCAUGGGCAAUGAUGGAUUGUUUGAUAUAACACCUGUUGCUUAA